AUGGCUCUUCUACUGCUUUUGCUGAUGUUGUCGAAUGGAAUAUUUUCUGGAUGUGACGGUAAAAACGGUUAUUUUUAAUGUUACGUUUCUAAUGCAUUCUCAUUCAGUAGGAUGUAACUUUUCAGUUGUACGAUGCGUUCUUGAGUCAUAAAACUUUUGUGUGACAAGUUUUUAGUCGGAUCUCUCUACUGACAUUUUGUUUCAAUAGUCAGGCGCGGUUGAGUACAAGAUUUAGGAAUAUUUAUGUCCAAAUAUCAUUCCAGUAUAAACGUUUGUAUGUCAUCCUUUUUGUCUAAAUCUAACCGUUUGAAAGACUAGGCUUCAUCGGAAAGAAAACAAAUUUUAAAAAGUUAAAACAUGACUUUUUCAUAAAUUUUCGUAUUGGUUUGAAAACCACAUUUUUGUCUCUUACCCAUCCAUUUAGCAACUCAGAUAUGAGGCUUCUGACAGGAAGUUUAAACAGAAAAUUCAUGAGAUUGUCAUUCCAGCUAAGUCCCAUGCGAAAGUCUUGUCUAUCACUGACUAGGCCAUGGCAUGUUUAUUACAUUUAACUUAAUUCAGUUUAUCUUACUGAACUGCCAAUAUCGAUAAGUGUUGUAAGACUCCAGUAACUUUUUCUUAUUACCUUAAUGUUCCUUUCACUUUGCUUUGUUUGAUUUUAUUACCAUGAAAUUUAUUGUUUACUACUUACAAUAUAAACGAUUGCCCGCAUGAAAUUACUCUGCGAGCCGUGGAGACAUUUCUUUCGGGCAGGGUUUUGAGCAUGUACGGAGUCGUGCGCGUCGCGUGCAAUAUUUUAUUUUUGUUACUUUUUUGGCCGACGGGAAGAGGGAUUACGCUGUGUAAUAUUGGAUUCCGUCCGAUCUAAAAUAAGGUAUUCGUUUGCUUUUCGUCUCUGCACUAGGCUUUGCUUCUUACUAAUGCGGUGAAAAACGCAAAUAUUCACAACACUGUAUCUAUUAAAGCGAGCUUUUGCAAAGACGGCAGCAACGGUAGAGAAAACAUCGUAUAACAGAGAUAAUUAAAGCUUACUGAUUACGACUCGCUCAUUACGUUUAGUGAAGGACAAAUUCCUCCUAAAUUCAAUUUAUACCGCUAUGUCACUUUUUUGGUGUUACUUUCAAAUCCUAAAAAAAAUUGGAAUCAAGGAAAACCCUGAAAAUGGCGAUUCCGUUUUACUUAGAAUUGCUCUGCUACUACUCUCUUCUGCCUCAACUAUAUAAGUGUAUGGAGUCCGUUUGGCUCUCGAUGGUCAGGAUGGAAAUGUGUUGCAACUUCGGAACAAAUUGGGCCAAAAGGCGCUCUCAAUUUAAAAUCCAAUGUUGUCAAAUCUCCAAGAAACGAUCACGAUUUGUUUUCCUUUUAUUAGACUCAGUAGAUCUCUUUGUUUUAGAGUUGCAAGUAGGAGAAAAGAUGACUGAGAAUACAGUCAAUUCUCGCCUUGCGGACACCUCGCUAUAACGGACGCCCCGAUAAUACGGACAGCAGCUAAAUCCGGAGCAAAAAUAAUUACUGAGCAGACACUGACUGAUAUAAAUGACAAGCCCCUUUAAGGACAGCAAGUCCCAAAGAGAAUUAAAAAGUAGAGAACAAAAUACUCUUUCAAGAAAAUGUACCAAAACGUUGAUGCACGUGGAGUGUAGUUUACCCCCUGAUAUAACCAGACUAGUUGCUAUUGGUACCCAAGGGAUGCACUGUAUGUCAAUAUUUGUUUUGCAGACAAAAAAACACUGUUGCAGGAGAUUUAAGUCAAAUUCCAUUUAAAUAUUCGUGUUUUCACGACCCAUAGUCUAACCUGUUUUCAACUUUACCGUAGGGCCACUCAAAACAAGCUGUUCAUUAACAUUUCCCAUUGGAAAUAACAGCUUUUCUUCAAGUUUUCCAUGUUCUUCCUCGAACAGUUCUUCUACUCUAACCAGUAACAUGAGCUCCGCCAUUUUGCCGAAUGGAACAAGUAUUGCUGUAGCCAAAAGUUCGUCAUACACACCUUUAACAGUAUCUACAGACACUUCAAUACUGCCUUCAAGCGUUAGUAUCAGUACUCAACCUAAAAAUGUGCCACAAACUAUGACACAUUUAACAUCCUUUGGGAUAUUUUUAGUAACAUUCGGUGGUGUUUUAGUUGCAUUUAUGAUUAUUGCACUGAUGUGGAUAUGCUGUAGUGGAAGAGAAAAAAGGUAAGCCAAUUUAUUUCUUUAGAAGAAUACUGACUUAUAACAUUUCAACUGGCAGCAGUUUCGCCACGUUUUUGAGGGUAAAGGAAAACAAAACGAAGAAUUGAAACAUUCAAUGAUGCGGAUGUCGAUCAAAAUUUGUCACGGCAAGAAAUGUUGCAAGUUUUUCAAUUGGAAACUGCACCGUACGUCUUUUUUCCCGCUAUUAAAUAUUUGUCCGCCCCCUUAACAGGUCGGUUAUAACGAUAGCAGAGCUGCAAAAAUCUGGGUGUGGAUAAAAAAUUAAUGAACUCAACCAUGUAUCACUGAAUUAAGCUCACUAAUCCCUGUCAUCCAUUAUUUGAAACCGAUUACAGAGACGAAGCUAAUUUUUUUUUUUUUUUUACCAUGUACAACCAAGAGAGCAUAAUGUUUUACUGCAGACGCUAGUGGGUUUUAAAUAUCUACACCCUUUGUUUGUCCUCUUCCCCUUUUUUUUCUAUCAUUUUUUUCUUCUGAACGUGACCUGUGUUUUUACACAUGCGUACUUCCUGAAUAAAACAAAAUUCCCAUGAUACCAUAGUUAAUUGAGUGGAAUGGUUAUGAAACCCGUCAGACUCCUUUGUUAUAUGUUUUUGUGGACCUGAAAGUGCACAACGUUCAAAAGAAUUCCAAUCAUUUUGAUUGUAUUGACCAGUAAAAACGUUGCAUUAAUUUCUUCCGCAACAAUUUGCCAACAGAAAACAAAGGAUUGUGCACUUUCAGGGUGCUUCCAACAUAAACUGCAGCACUGUUGUUUUUAUCAUUGAUGUUUGCCGCUUUUCAUAACCAGUCUCCUCUAAUAACUAUGAUGAUACUAAAUACCAACUGGUCUUAGGGUACGUUCACACUGCACUGAAUUUUCGCCCGGUUAAAAGUUCGUACGUUAGGUCUUCCGUUCACGGUACCGCGUUAACCGUGCGUAAACUUAGACGCCAAGCCGUUCAAAAGUUUGAAUUUCAAAGUUUUGACCGGCACAAUGUUAACAGCAUGACCGUCUAAAUUUUUGCAGUACGAAGGCGUGGUUGCACGGAUGAGGGGUACUUCAGCUGGGAUGUGCCAUUUUGGAGUUGCUGAAGUAGCGCUCUGUGCAUGGGCAGAUGGUAACACCACAAUCUCGUUCCCCGAGUCCGCGUUACCUGCCCGUUCCGCUGGACAAAGCAACGCGGACUAACACCACUAAAACCGUUCUCGUUCCCAAAAAAAGUUGAAAUUCAACCCGAUUCGUCAGUUCCGUGUGAACAAAGCGAAAAUAACUGUUCCGUUCCGAAAAUAAGUGUCCGGUCAAAUUUUUCGUCCCGUGCCGUUUGAACGUAACCUUAAUCUUCUUCUCGCCACAAUCACGGAUUUUGAAUUUGUUUAAAAUUAGUUUUACAGGUUGUCCCCUAAAUUGUAUUUCCUCAACAAGGGUCUUAAAGCAACCGAGUAUUUGAUCUACUGGCAUGCUUUUCCUUCAGCCCUCAAGCACCACACAUUCAAGUCAAAUUAAAGCCAUGGAGGUAUGCAUAUCCAUAAUCGUUAGACUGCGAUCAUUUAUUGUUUUCAUCGCGUAGUGCAACGGGGAAGUAAGACAGGAGCUGUUUAAAAAUAAAUUAUGCGCAAGAAGUGUCCAUCUGUGCCAUUUUCGUAUCUUUUUUUUCUAGGUUAAAAUUAUAGGUUUUAAACGUUACCGACUUUAGCUUUGAGGUUUUCACCUCUAUUUAUCCUAGGUAAACCAAAUGAAGAACGGAAUAAAUUUUCCAUGUGUUACCAACAACCACAAGGGUAUUUGUACCAGCAAUUUAUAUGCAAUUAAUUUCAUGUAAUUUGUUACGUGCCCCACUUAAUCUUAUAGAAAGAUUUUACUCAACCCGUGAAACAGGUAGAAGGAUACUACGCACUAUUAUGCCGCACUAAUCCCAUUGUCUUUCUAUUUUGCACUCAGAUUUGUUAGUAUCUGUUUUACGGUUCAAGUAAAAUCACUCUAUAACGGACAUUUUUAGCCCACCACACCCACUCACUUGCUCCCCUCCUCUUUUCACCCCAAAGGCAUUUAGUGGUGUUACUGAUAUUCCAUCAGUUUAUCUAUGAUCUGUAUACUGCCCUUUCUCCUUCUUGUUUGUGUUACUUCUGCCAUACAGUCGCACAAAAGACCAAACUUCAAAUGAAGUAACAACGGAGGAAACUGAUCUUCCUACAAGCUACCAGAACCCAGGCUUAAACAGGUAAACAAGCGUUUGACUCACGGCUGGCUCACUUCACGCUGCCGCUCAAAAAGUUCAAAACGGCCCCAAUAAGAAUAUGAUGAAAAAUAUUUUAAAACGAAACUCCCUACUGCGUUACUUUAGGUACAACCUUUACAAUAGUUCCGGCGUUUUUAAUGAUGAUACCGCUUUUUGCGAUACAGUGAAGGUAAUGCAAAACAGAGACGUUAACGCUACUUAAAAGGCGACGCGUCCUUUCAAAUGUUUUCCGGCGGGAUAAUCAAUCAUUUCGAUCAUUCUAUUUCGACAAACUCAAAGUAGGAGCUGAAGAGAGCGGACGCUCACUCUACUCUUGUUAAUUUGUGGCCUUGUAGUGCACGUUCAAGUUUAUCUCCAAAGCUUUUUAAAGAAUUAACCCAGCAAAUUUUUUUUUCAGUUCAAAUCCAAGCCCUGUUUGUGGAACAAACAAAGCUACCCCAGGAAGAGUGGAUAACGUUAGGUAAACUACAGAUUACAGACGCUAGAAGUUGCUAACCCCUGUGGCUGGGGCCAGGAACUGAACUAAGACUUUGAAGAAAAGCGCAAAAAAGUUCGAAGACCGCUGAAAAAUUUUCAGCCUGUUAGACGAGUGCAGUUCCGUUAAUAAACCAUGAAAAUUACUUUUUUUCCAAGAUGACACGGUGACGAAUGACUGGUUCUUAGAGAUGUCAUAGACAAGUCUGUGUUAUAUUUAAGAGUUAAUUUCAAAAGUUAUUGAUUCUUUUUUGUUGUUCAUUUUUUAUCAUCAGGGAGUCACCUCUUAUUUAGCAGUAAAGUGCCCUACAAGCUUUCCGGAGC
This is a messenger RNA of Porites lobata, 5212 nucleotides long. NCBI's taxonomy places the organism in Eukaryota, Metazoa, Cnidaria, Anthozoa, Scleractinia, Poritidae. The record is from the annotation of a GenBank genome assembly.